AUGGCGGAGAAUUCACCGGAUGGCAUUCCGAAAAGAGGCGAUUGUGCGGCCCGUUGUCUCGUCUCGAAAAUAUUCAAUGAAGGUUUACCUAUCUACGCUCCACCGCGAAACGCAUUGGAUCGAACAGCGAAAAAUCAUCAACAAGUUGUGUGCACGAGUCGAGAAUGCGUACGGAUUGCUGGAUUUUUGGCUGAAAAUCUUAACGACAAGAUUGAUCCAUGCGAUGAUUUUUAUGAGUUCGCUUGUGGACACUAUGGAGUGAAUCGGAAUCUACCGGCGAGUAAACCCCUUCGGCACACAAUCAGCGAUGUACAGGGAAGACUCAAUAAACAAGUUCGAUCGAUUUUAGAGGCAGAAAACUCGCCAAACGAUAAACCGUGGGAUCGACUCGCGAAGGGCUACUACAAGAAGUGUUUGGAUGAAGAUGAACUCGACAAAUCGGGUCUUCGCGCGAUCAAAGAAGUUCUCGAUUGGGUGGGAGGAUGGCCGACAUUAGACGGGACAAAAUGGAAACCGUGGUCUCGCAGCUGGGAACGCCAGCUGGCUUUUAUCAUGAAUCGAACGGGCGUGAACGCGGUUUUGCUUGAGUUGGCCGUCACGCACGAUCCCGGGAACAGCAGUCGCUCAGUGAUCGAGCUCGAUCAACCAAAAUGGGGAAUCGGCUCGCGAUGGCCGUAUCUGAUGGGCGCCGAUGAUCCAACAGUGAAAAAUUACACGUGGUUAAUGAUACAAACGGCUAUGGCUUUGGGUGCCACUCGAGAACAGGCAGAAAAGGACAUGUUUGAGGCGAUGGAGCUGGAGAUGAAACUCGUCAAUUUCUCAGCCGAAGAGCAUGUUCGACGCGAUCCCGAUCGAGGCAACAAUCGAUAUCAGCUGAAAGAGCUCAAGCAACAUUUCCCGCAUGUCGAUUUGAGUGGCUAUAUCGAGGAAGUGUUCAGCGAUUUGGUGCAAUUAAGCGAGAAUGACACGGUGAUCAUCCGAGAAGUCGAUUAUUUCAAAGGAAUCCAACACAUUCUCCGCGAAACGAACGAGCGAGUGAUCGCCAAUUACAUCUCAUGGCGGAUUGUACAGGGUUUCUCCCCGUUUCUCCCGCCGAUCACUCGUGAACCAUUCUAUCAAUUCAAAGCGAAUCAAACUGGGAUCUUCAAUUCACCGCCACCGGAUCGCUGGGAAGACUGUGUGACUCUGUCAGUGAUCAUGCUUGAUAUGCCAGUCGGGAAACUUUUCGUUGAGAAUUUCUUCGAACAAGAGAAAGCGCUAGCAAAGAUGACUGAAUUGACGCACUAUUUGAAGAGUGAAUUCAUGAAACAACUGAGAAUUCUUGAUUGGAUGGAUGAAGCGACGAGGAAGAGAGCGAUCAACAAGGCUGAACGAAUCGAGUACAAAAACGGUUUCCCGCCAUUCAUUUUCAACGACACGACCAUGCAGAAACAUUGGGGAAUGGUGAUCGAGCACAAUGAGCCACUCCUUCACUUGACAAUUCGCCUGAAAUUAGAACGGUACAAGGAAGAAUUGGAGCGUUUGGAUGAGCCGUUAGACAGAAGUACGUGGUAUCAAAGUCCGGCGCAGGUUGACGCCUACUACGCACCGAAUAACAACGAGAUGAUUUUCCCGGCCGGUAUCAUGCAAUUCCCAUUCCUGACGAUCGGUGUGCCCAACUAUAUCACGUAUGGAAUGGUCGGAGCGGUGAUUGGACACGAAGUCUCGCAUGCGUUCGAUGAUCAAGGCGGUCGCUAUGAUGAAUGGGGUAAUUUGAACGAUUGGUGGGACGCGGAAACGGCGCAGAAAUUCUCCGACAAAACCCAGUGCUUCGUGGAACAAUAUGGAUCGGUUGAGAUCAAAGAGGCAAAAAUUCGACUGAACGGCCGUUUGAGUCUCGGGGAGAACAUCGCGGACAACGGCGGAGUGAAAACCGCGUUCAAUGCGUACAAAGCUUGGCGAAAAAACGCCACCGAAGACGAGCCGGCGCUGCCCGGUUUCCAGAAUUUCACCUCCGAGCAAAUGUUUUUCCUUGCCUACGCGAAUAACUGGUGCUCGGUGGUUCGACCAAAACACUAUGUGCAAUUGGUGAUGACCGAUGUGCACGCGCCGUCGAAAUAUCGAGCGAUCAUCCCACUGCAGAAUCGAAAGGAGUUCUCAGAAGCAUGGAAAUGUCGAGAUGGAUCGAUGAUGAAUCCGCGGCACAAAUGCCAAGUGUGG
Mesorhabditis belari is the source of this 2199-nucleotide messenger RNA. The record is from the annotation of a GenBank genome assembly. Lineage: Eukaryota; Metazoa; Nematoda; Chromadorea; Rhabditida; Rhabditidae.